CACAUACAAACCCUCAUAACCACACUGACACCCAUUAAAGGAUAUUGAAGGAGAGCAUAGAAGUAAGCAGAACAACAGGACUAAUAACACUGCAGUGACGUGAUUGGAAAAACUGAAGAGAAUUGCAGUGUCACCCCUAUCAUCAGAAUGAGGUUCACCUUUUCUCUCCUGAUUUUCUAUAACUUAUGCCUGACUUUGACUAGCUGUUGCCAUAGUGACAUGAAUCAAGAUCACCGAUCACGUGUUAACUGCAGCGGGAUGGCUCUGAGCGAUGUCCCGUCUGCAAUUGAUCCAGCUACGGCAGUGAUAGUUCUGACAGACAAUGAGUUUGUUUCCCUGUCCUGGACGUCUUACCAGAGAUUCCACCAGCUGCAUGAGUUAGACCUCUCUCACAACAAAGUGUCAUCACUACAGGAUAUGCCAGACCCGAUCCUCCCCUCUCUGAAGGUCCUCCAUCUCACUGGUAACCAGCUCCAAGAACUCAGAGCCUCAGCCUUUAUUGCUGUAUCCAACGUGAUGGAGCUCCGCCUGCGUGCAAACCAGAUACGCACUCUGAACAACGAGACCUUCAAGGGCCUGAAGAUGCUGGAGGUUCUGGAUCUCUCCCAGAACCUCAUCCAGGUGCUGCCGUUGCCACUGCUGAAGGUCAUUAACACCAAAGUCCUCAAGAACUUUGAUGUGGAAGACAAUCGUCUCAAAGUCAUGCCAGACCAGUUCUUUUCUGAGUUACCUGAUAUCCCAUACGUCUACCUGUCCAAGAACCCCUGGGUCUGCAACUGCAAGGUGCAAUAUCUAUCAGGCUGGCUGGAGGAUCAGGGUCACAAUGUUUAUGUGCACACAGGCCCGUCCAAGGUUGUAAAUGACCCAGAGAGUGUGGUGUGUGACAGUCCACGUCGUCUUAAGCUCCAGGUCAUCAUGGACUUGACUAAAGAUGACUACUGCCCUUCCUCUCCCCUUGGCGACAUCGAUGCCAUUGAAACCCCUGCGCCCACCACAGCCAUCAGUACGAUCCUCCCCACUAUAUAUGCCCUCACUAUGCCCAUCCAUACCCGAACCACCACGCCCACCCUUAGCCAAACCACCACCUUUUCUCUCCUGAGUUUCUAUAACUUAUGCCUGACUUUGACUAGCUGUUGCCAUAGUGACAUGAAUCAAGAUCACCGAUCACGUGUUAACUGCAGCGGGAUGGCUCUGAGCGAUGUCCCGUCUGCAAUUGAUCCAGCUACGGCAGUGAUAGUUCUGACAGACAAUGAGUUUGUUUCCCUGUCCUGGACGUCUUACCGGAGAUUCCACCAGCUGCAUGAGUUAGACCUGUCUCGCAACAAAGUGUCAUCACUACAGGAUAUGCCAGACCUGAUCCUCCCCUCUCUGAAGGUCCUCCAUCUCACUGGUAACCAGCUCCAAGAACUCAGAGCCUCAGCCUUUAUUGCUGUAUCCAACGUGAUGGAGCUCCACCUGCGUGCAAACCAGAUACGCACUCUGAACAACGAGACCUUCAAGGGUCUGAAGAUGCUGGAGGUUCUGGAUCUCUCCCAGAACCUCAUCCAGGUGCUGCCGUUGCCACUGCUGAAGGUCAUUAACACCAAAGUCCUCAAGAACUUUGAUGUGGAAGACAAUCGUCUCAAAGUCAUGCCAGACCAGUUCUUUUCUGAGUUACCUGAUAUCCCAUACGUCUACCUGUCCAAGAACCCCUGGGUCUGCAACUGCAAGGUGCAAUAUCUAUCAGGCUGGCUGGAGGAUCAGGGUCACAAUGUUUAUGUGCACACAGGCCUGUCCAAGGUUGUAAAUGACCCAGAGAGUGUGGUGUGUGACAGUCCAAGUCGUCUUAAGCUCCAGGUCAUCAUGGACUUGACUAAAGAUGACUACUGCCCUUCCUCUCCCCUUGGCGACAUCGAUGCCAUUGAAACCCCUGCGCCCACCACAGCCAUCAGUACGAUCCUCCCCACUAUAUAUGCCCUCACUAUGCCCAUCCAUACCCGAACCACCACGCCCACCCUUAGCCAAACCACCACCUUUUCACUCCUGAGUUUCUAUAACUUAUGCCUGACUUUGACUAGCUGUUGCCAUAGUGACAUGAAUCAAGAUCACCGAUCACGUGUUAACUGCAGCGGGAUGGCUCUGAGCGAUGUCCCGUCUGCAAUUGAUCCAGCUACGGCAGUGAUAGUUCUGACAGACAAUGACUUUGUUUCCCUGUCCUGGACGUCUUACCAGAGAUUCCACCAGCUGCAUGAGUUAGACCUCUCUCGCAACAAAGUGUCAUCACUACAGGAUAUGCCAGACCUGAUCCUCCCCUCUCUGAAGGUCCUCCAUCUCACUGGUAACCAGCUCCAAGAACUCAGAGCCUCAGCCUUUAUUGCUGUAUCCAAAGUGAUGGAGAUCUACCUGCGUGCAAACCAGAUACACACUCUGAACAACGAGACCUUCAAGGGUCUGAAGAUGCUGGAGGUUCUGGAUCUCUCCCAGAACCUCAUCCAGGUGCUGCCAUUGCCACUGCUGAAGGUCAUUAACACCAAAGUCCUCAAGAACUUUGAUGUGGAAGACAAUCGUCUCAAAGUCAUGCCAGACCAGUUCUUUUCUGAGUUACCUGAUAUCCCAUAUGUCUACCUGUCCAAGAACCCCUGGGUCUGCAACUGCAAGGUGCAAUAUCUAUCAGGCUGGCUGGAGGAUCAGGGUCACAAUGUUUAUGUGCACACAGGCCUGUCCAAGGUUGCAAAUGACCCAGAGAGUGUGGUGUGUGACAGUCCAAGUCGUCUUAAGCUCCGGGUCAUCAUGGACUUGACUGAAGAUGACUACUGCCCUUCCUCUCCCCUUAGCGACAUUGAUGCCAUUGAAACCCCUGCGCCCACCACAGCCAUCAGUACGAUCCUCCCCAAUAUAUAUGUCCUCACUAUGCCCACCCAUAGCCGAACCACCACCACGCCCACCCAUAGCCAAACCACCAUGCCCACCACCCUUAGCCAAACCACCACACCCACCCAGACUCACACCACCACUACUGAUACAUUUUCAUUCCUAACUUUCCAAGUUACAACUAUCCCCACACCCACAUCUACAUCCUCACCCCCAUCCACACCUCUAUCCACAACCCCAACCGCACAUCAUCCAAGCAUGACUGAUCCUCCUUGGACCACAGAGCAGUCUCUCACUGCUGACUAUGUGGGUUUAGAGAGCAGAAUACAGGAGAGACCAGUGGUGUUUUACUGUUGGUGGCUAUUCAUUGGCUACCUUUUUCUGUGUGUCUUGCUUGCCCUCUGGCUGUGCAUAAUCUUCCUCUGGUCCCUUCGAGCUUACCUCAGGGUCUAUUUGCCUCUUGCCCGUAAGAAUCAGGAGCAGAGGAGAAAUACGCUGAGGCUGCUGGGAUAUCAUGACAGACAGAUACAGGACAGAGAAGGGAAUGUAGAGAAUGCUGGGUGGACAGGGAAAGUAGGCGAUCGGGCAGGGGCCAUCUCGCUGCCGUUGGAGGGUGCUGGAGGGGUGCAAGCUAUGUUUCGCUCUGUGCUUUUUGUCGACAGGCCCAGGGACAGGAAAGAAGGACAGGGGGAGGAGGAGUGUGAGAGAGUAAAAUCAGAAAGGACAGACGGACCUGCCACAAGUCAAGGUGCUAGAAGAGCAGAGAUUGCAGGGGGAGAAGAGCGGGAGGUGCACAGGAAGACGGUGAUCAAGUUGAUCAGCCGAGAGGAGGAGAUAAGAGGAUGGAGCCACGUGGCUAUGAGCGAGAAGGAUAAUCCGGGAAAUCAAAACGAGCUAGAGGAGAGUGUGAGGCAAGGAUGGUCAGAGAGUAACAGGAGAGCAAGUGAACUGAAAAAGAGGUACAGCUUGAUCUUAAGAGAAGAACGGGUAGAAGGGGAGGAACAGGACAGUAGGAGCAGGGAGUCCUCAUUUUGGAAUGAGUGGGUCGUGGGAGAAUGGAUGUUGAGAGACAGGGGCGGGGAAGGAGCGGGAGGGGAUACAGGAGAAGAGGAUUGGUGGUCAUUGAUGCCUUUGAUCGCAAGAAGCACUGACCCUGUAUCAAGAGGUGGAGACAGCUCCACUGCUACCAGCGUCAUGACUUCAGAGACUCAGCUCUGAUAAGUCAAGCAUAUGUAUCUUAUGUUGCCUAUGUGUUUUACUCAGAACUGCCUGGCCAAUAUAAAGCAAAGCUUUCAGAUCAGGACUGAUAAGCUUCAUCAUAAUUUACGCUGGAGAUGCAGUAAAUUGUAGGAAAUUGUAAAUGAAGUAAUACAUUGAACAAAUGAACAACUUAAUUCUGAUAAAUGUUUUCAUUUGCAUUUUAUUAAACAUGAAUAGUACUUACUGAUCUCUUCAGUGACUCAUGAGUCCUGCUGUAGAAUCUUACUGUAGGGCUCUGUAUUGGACACUCUUCCCAACAUGCUCAGCCCAUACUCAUUUCUGUCGGUUUCCACAAGAACUUAAUUCUCUUUGGGUCCUACAUUUAUCUUUGAGACAUAUCUGAUUUAAUUAUCUUGUUAAAUCCUAGACACACACACAUUUAUGCAGUAUCAACAUUAUCCAGAAAAUACAUGUAAACAUUUUUUGUGAGAAAAAUAUUGGGGAAUAUUGUCCCAACUGCAGGAGCAGAAAUCUCCAUAGCAGAGCUGCUUAACCGUGUUCUUGGAGAUCUAAAGUCCUGUAUGUGUGUUGGGGCUUUAUGCUGUAGAGUAUGGAUUGUAUCAUGUGAUUAAAAUACCUUAGCAAGCGGGUAUUAGGCAUAGCACUGAAUAUUGAAUAAUCUAUAGCUGUUGAUUGAGGCAUGUUUUGUUGAAGUGAAAACCGACAGGAUGGUAGAUCUCCAGGAACAAGGCUGGGCAGCAUUGCUCCAUAGUCUGUGCAAGUAUGGUCAGGACUCUCAAUAUCAUUGUAUUAAACGGUUUUAUUGACAAAAAAAAAGGUUUGUUUUGUUUCUUUUUCUUUUUACAUCAAAGAGCAUUACAAAACAAUGAAAUUGUCUUUCAGUAUGUUUACACAGGAAGAUCAGAUCACAGAAGAAAGCAGAGCACAAGGCAGGACUUCUUUGCUUUUCUGAUUAAGCGGUGGAUAAUUUGGGCAGCUCGUUCCCCAGAAUGACCCGUCUUUCCACUCCCUCCUCAGAGAGCACGGCCAGACGCACCACUCCUCCACUGGAGCCAUCCCUCUCCAUGGCCAGAGAAAGGGCUGUGCAGAGAGACCACACACAACUUAAAUAUUCAGCCGUAACACAACUCAAAUGAACCUGACAGCUCACUGAUCACUCAUUAUGUUAUACAUCAUCAUGAAGACAUUCUGAUUUGUUUUUGAAGCCAUUCUGAAAAUAUUAAAUUAGGCAGCCAACAUCCGUGUGUGCAUGUAUUGUACGUGCAUGCAGUGGGGGUCUUAUCACAUUUCACCCAUCACAAACGAUCCCACU
This is a messenger RNA of Conger conger (European conger), 5383 nucleotides long. Its product is annotated as SLIT and NTRK-like protein 2. Lineage: Eukaryota; Metazoa; Chordata; Actinopteri; Anguilliformes; Congridae. Bases 148 to 4068 code for a protein of 1306 amino acids. Gene Ontology annotation, cellular component: plasma membrane. Gene Ontology annotation, molecular function: protein binding. The transcript has 2 exons. The record is from RefSeq and is a predicted model, not a curated record.